AUGCCUUUGGAGCCGUGGCAAAGACUUUCCCAAGCAGUAUUCGAAAAGUGGCUCAAAUCGCUCUGCGACAAAAAUCCCCUCAUUGACCUCCGUUUCGGGUGCAAAGUUGAGGGCGUUGAUGAUAUCCAGGAUGGUGUACUUCUUCGCACAAUGGAUGUCGCUUCUGGAGGUCGACGCCAAUUGAUGGCACAGUACCUGGUGGGGUGUGACGGGGGCUCUAGUCAGGUCCGCCGCAGCUUAGAGAUACCCUUGGACGGUGGGCCUAUGCCUGUGUACGUCCUCCUCAUCCAUUUUACAUCUCGGGAUCUUACUCGCCUCCACGCCCAAGGGCGUUUUUGGCAUGUUUUCUUCGUUGGAGACGCGGGCCUCGUCUCGACUUGCAUAGCCCAGAACGAGAAAGACGUAUGGACAACCCAUCUUCUGUUGCCCAUGGAUCAAGAUUCCGAGAGUAUUGGAUCCGAGGAGGCCGUCUAUCGAGCUCUAGGCGGUAUCUAUGGUAAAUAUGAGAUCAAGAUCGAUGAGAUCCUCGUCCGGUCGACAUAUCGACCGAAUAUCGCCAUCGCUCGCACUUAUUCCGGGUAUGAUGGUCACGUAUACCUUGCGGGGGAUGCGGCACAUCAGAACAUUCCUACUGGAGGCUAUGGCAUGAAUAUGGGCAUUGCCGACGCCUUUGAACUCGGAUGGAAAAUGGCUGCCGUGGUCAACGGGCACGCUCAGCCAUCCAUCCUGCGUACAUAUGAACAGGAACGCCGAACCACAGCCAUGACUUGUAUCGAGCGGUCUGGAGUACACAUGAGAGUACACAUGGAGGUCGCCAAAUUGGUCGCCGGCAAAGCCAAGCUCUUAGACGCGGAGACGGAAGAAGGACACAAGCUCCGGCAAACCGUGCACGCAUACUACCAGGAACAUGAUGGCGAGAAUACUGACUCUGGAAUUGAAAUGGGAUACCGAUACAAAUCAAACAUAAUCAUAGGCGAUGGCACUAAAGAACCGGUAUGGCUGCCAUCCGAAUACACAGCCACCACCUUUCCCGGAAAUCGUGCUCCUCACGUUUUUUUGAGGGAUGGUUCUCCUAUCUUCGACCAUUUCGGGCCGAAUUACACACUGGUGGAAUUCCUCGACACCUCUGCAAGCGGAGCACAUCUUCUCCUCGAUGCAGCGUGCCAAAACUGGAUGCCUAUAAAGCAUUUGGUGCUCAAAGAAGAGACACAUGCCCACAGCAUCUACGAGCGGCGCCUCGUGCUCGUACGCCCAGAUGGACAUGUGGCAUGGAGAUCGGAUGGAGUGCAGGAUCCAGCCGAAGCGGCGGGUGUCUUCGCCACCAUUUCAGGACGGAGAAACGUUGAUUCGGACACUGAGAGAUCGGGGGCUGUCGAACUUACCAUGGACGAAUCUGAGACUGGUUCUGGGGCUUUUGCAUUUACGGCUACGGUGGCAAACAACACCCAGAAGGGGCAAUUCGAGCUAGAGAAAAUGGGCACCUUCCAAGCAUAA
This is a messenger RNA of Exophiala aquamarina CBS 119918, 1494 nucleotides long. RefSeq lists its product as uncharacterized. Bases 1 to 1494 code for a protein of 497 amino acids. NCBI's taxonomy places the organism in Eukaryota, Fungi, Ascomycota, Eurotiomycetes, Chaetothyriales, Herpotrichiellaceae. Gene Ontology annotation, molecular function: FAD binding. The transcript has 3 exons. The record is from RefSeq and is a predicted model, not a curated record.